Chanos chanos (milkfish) is the source of this 2879-nucleotide messenger RNA. RefSeq names its product dual-specificity tyrosine-(Y)-phosphorylation regulated kinase 1A, a (gene dyrk1aa). Gene Ontology annotation, biological process: peptidyl-serine phosphorylation; protein autophosphorylation; peptidyl-threonine phosphorylation. The record is from RefSeq and is a predicted model, not a curated record. Gene Ontology annotation, molecular function: protein serine/threonine/tyrosine kinase activity; ATP binding; protein serine/threonine kinase activity. The transcript has 14 exons. The coding region runs from base 380 to 2680 and encodes 766 amino acids. NCBI's taxonomy places the organism in Eukaryota, Metazoa, Chordata, Actinopteri, Gonorynchiformes, Chanidae.
CAUGAUGCCUGUGGUCCACCGCCGGGCCGGUCCGCUGCGCAGAGUUGACAGCGAGUCUGGAGGAUCCAGGAUUGUUGCUAGCUAAAUCGGAAAUUUAACGUGAAGCAGCUUGGGCGAGGAGACUGGAUACAAUAUUUUAUCUCGAGGAUUGGGUUUUUACAAGAAUAUAUUUUUCUCACAUCGGAAGGCGGACACGUAGAAACAAGAUCUACACCAAUGAUUGUGCUAGUUGAAGAAAGGCUAGAGCACCCAACAGUGAGAGACCCUGUUGGAACACCAGGGGUGUUUUCACCUGGAAACCACUUACGAGCUGGUUUAGUGGGCUGUGGUUUGCAGCUGGACUCCCCUCCCAGGAUGAUAUGAGAUUUAUCAGGAGACGAUGCAUACAGGAGGAGAGACCUCAGCAUGCACACCUUCGUCUGUUCGGCUUGCUCCCUCGUUCUCUUUCCAUGCCGCUGGACUUCAGAUGGCUGCUCCGAUGCCUCAUUCGCACCAGCAGUACAGUGACCGUCACCAGCAGACCACUGACCCAUCUGUCACCGCGCUGCCGUACAGCAAGCAGGCUCAGCAGUGUGUCGCCAGUCAGGUGACCCCUGAUGUUGUCAUGUUACAGAGGCGAAUGCCACAGUGCUUUCGUGACCCAUCCUCAGCCCCCUUGAGGAAGCUUUCUAUUGACUUAAUCAAAACCUACAAACACAUUAAUGAGGUAUACUAUGCAAAAAAGAAGAGGCGUCACCAACAGGGCCAGGGGGAUGACUCUAGUAAUAAGAAAGAGAGAAAGGUCUACAAUGACGGUUAUGAUGAUGACAAUUACGACUACAUUGUGAAAAAUGGGGAGAAAUGGAUGGAUCGAUAUGAAAUUGAUUCAUUAAUAGGCAAAGGGUCAUUUGGACAGGUUGUAAAAGCAUAUGAUCGUGUUGAGCAGGAAUGGGUAGCAAUUAAGAUCAUCAAGAAUAAGAAGGCUUUUCUAAAUCAAGCACAGAUUGAAGUGCGUCUCCUUGAGCUCAUGAACAAACAUGACACGGAGAUGAAGUAUUACAUAGUUCAUCUAAAGCGUCACUUCAUGUUUCGGAACCACCUUUGCCUAGUAUUUGAAAUGCUGUCAUACAACCUGUACGACCUGCUGCGGAACACGAAUUUCCGAGGAGUCUCGUUGAACCUGACCCGCAAAUUUGCCCAGCAGAUGUGCACCGCACUGCUGUUCCUAGCCACCCCAGAACUGAGCAUCAUCCACUGUGACCUGAAGCCUGAAAACAUACUCUUGUGUAAUCCCAAGAGGAGCGCCAUUAAGAUAGUGGACUUUGGGAGCUCUUGCCAACUGGGACAAAGGAUUUACCAGUACAUCCAGAGUCGAUUCUACCGCUCUCCAGAGGUUUUGCUGGGAAUGCCUUAUGACUUGGCCAUAGACAUGUGGUCUCUGGGCUGUAUUCUGGUGGAGAUGCACACUGGAGAGCCUCUUUUUAGUGGGGCUAAUGAGGUUGACCAAAUGAACAAGAUAGUCGAGGUCCUGGGUGUCCCUCCCAAUCACAUAUUGGAUCAAGCGCCAAAAGCAAGAAAGUUUUUUGAAAAGAUGUCUGAUGGCACAUGGUGUGUGAAGAAGACCAAAGAUGGCAAAAGGUAUAAACCGCCCGGUUCCCGGAAGCUCCACAGUAUUCUCGGUGUGGAAGCUGGAGGUCCCGGAGGGCGCCGGUCUGGAGAGUCUGGCCACGCGGUCGCCGACUACUUGAAGUUCAAGGACCUCAUUCUAAGAAUGCUGGACUAUGACCCCAAGGGCCGCAUUCAGCCCUACUACGCCCUGCAGCACAGCUUCUUUAAGAAGACCGCCGACGAAGGGACGAACACGAGUAGCAGUGUGUCUACAAGCCCGGCACUGGAGCAGUCUCAGUCUUCUGGGACUACGUCUAGCACGUCCUCCAGCUCAGGAGGGUCUUCUGGAACGAGCACCAGUGGACGUGCGAGGUCUGAUCCAACCCAUCAGCACCGGCACAGCGGAGGACACUUCAGUGCUGCAGUGCAGGUCAUGGACUGUGACAGCCUUUGCCCACAAGUAAGGCAGCCGUUCCCUCCACCCGUGGGCUGGGCGGGUGGUGAGGGGUCCCAGCAGGUGACCGUAGAGACUCACCCUGUACAGGAGACGACCUUCCACGUGCCUCCCCAGCAGCCGAAGGCAUUACACCCCCUUGCUGGCGGCAACAGCUCCCAGCACCACCACCACCAUCACCACCACCACCAUCACCAUCACCACCAUGGACAGGGUCUACCCGCACGGCCCCGCCCGCGGCUUUACAACUCACCCACCAACAGCGCUUCUACGCAGGACUCCAUGGAGGUGGUGCACAGCCACCUGUCCAUGACCUCCCUGUCUUCCUCUGCCUCCUCUUCCUCCACAUCUUCCUCCUCAACUGGGAACCAGGGCCACCAGGCCUACCAGAACCGCCCACUUGCUGCCAACGCCUUGGACUUUGGCCAGAAUGGCAGUAUGAACAUGGGAAUGGGUGCCUUUUCUAAUCCCCGCCAAGAAACUGGCAUGGCAGGGCAUCCCACGUACCCUAUUGCCACGAACCCAGGGCCUGGUCACUAUAUAAUGGAGGGUCACAUUGGCAUGAGACAAGGCAUUGAUAGGGAGGAGUCUCCAAUGGCAGGAGUCUGUGUUCAACAGGGUUCUGUCGCUAGUUCGUGACUUAAAUAAGAGAAUGGGUUUUUUUUCCCCCUGUGUGUGCGUGUGUGUGUGCGUGUGCGUGUGCGUGUGUGUGUGUGUAUUUUACAAGGUGGCGUUUUCAAAACAAGUGCAUAGAGAUCAAAAGCUGCUUAAAUUAGAAGGGAUAUUAUCACUGAACCGCUGCCACAAUACAGAGCCCAUAAUUUAUUAAACACUUCAC